AUGUGGAUCAAAAAUCAAAGACAGAGAAAUGCUACGGCGUACCCGGUAGGCGACGCGCAGGUAGAUCGCCGUUUACCUGUGAGAAAUGGAAUACGGCUACCAUAUCAAGAGCGGAUACGGCUAAAGAAGGUAGCUCAGAGGAAGGAGAAGAGAGAUAAGAAAGUGGAGAAAGUGAUGGUGUUUGGGACAGUAAAUGUGGGAAGUCUCAGUGGUAGAAGCAUGGAACUAGUCGAUCUGAUGGAGCGCAGAGGAAUCAACAUAUUAUGCGUUCAGGAAACCAAAUGGAAAGGAUGCGAGGAGGAGGAAAAGGAAGAAUUUUGGGACAAUCUCGGACAAAUUAUACAGAAUGUACCACCAAUAGAAGUACUGUGGGUGGGUGGUGACUUGAAUGGACAUGUGGGCGAAGGCAAUACAGGAUCAAGUGAGAGUGUGCCGAAACAGCAUAGGCCCCUAGUUUGCAAGAUCAAUAUUAAAAUUAUCAAAUCCAUACAGCAGAAAGGAAUACGGAAAACGAAAUGGUGGAGACUCAAGGAAAGUGCAAAGGAGACACUUGGGGAAAGUUCCGGGAAUGAAAAAGAGGGCAAGGAGACCUGGUGGUGGAACGAAGCGGUACAGUUGGCAGUGAAGAGAAAGAAGGAAUGUAAGAAGAAUAGGGACCACAAAAGAACGGAAGAGACCAUCAAGGUGUUCAAAGAAGCUAAUAAGACCGCUAAGUGUGCAGUUGCUAAAGCGAAGGCCCCAGCAUAUGAAGAACAGUACAACAGUCUAGAAAAUGAAGGGGAACCCGUGGAAAGAAUUACUGAAACCGAAGUGAAACUUGCCUUGAGAAAGAUGAAGAAUGGGAAGAGUGUUGGACCUGACAACAUACAAGCAGAAGUUUGGAAACGCCUAGGAAAUACAGGAGUGGAAUUACUGACGAAAUGGUUUAAUGACAUCUUAAACACUGGUACUAUGCCUGAGGAAUGGGGAACCAGCACACUGAUCCCCAUCUUUAAGAACAAAGGGGACAUUCAGGAAUGCGGGAACUAUAGAGGCAUAAAGCUCAUGUCACACACAAUGAAGAUAUGGGAGAGAAUAAUGAAUAAUCGGAUCAGAGGAAUAGUUAAAAUCAGUGAGGAACAGUUUGGAUUCAUGCCAGGACGUGGUACAACAGAUGCCAUUUAUGCACUACGGUUGCUGAUGGAAAAGUACAGGGAAGGAUAG
Molecule: messenger RNA, 1203 nt
Organism: Penaeus chinensis
Lineage: Eukaryota; Metazoa; Arthropoda; Malacostraca; Decapoda; Penaeidae
Exons: 5
Coding region: 1-1203 (400 amino acids)
Source: RefSeq, a predicted model, not a curated record